Molecule: messenger RNA, 2574 nt
Organism: Magnusiomyces paraingens
Lineage: Eukaryota; Fungi; Ascomycota; Dipodascomycetes; Dipodascales; Dipodascaceae
Exons: 1
Coding region: 1-2574 (857 amino acids)
Source: RefSeq, a predicted model, not a curated record
AUGGUAAUUCCGAAUUCCAUUCGCUCAGAAAAGGAAAUAUUGAGUUACCAUAAUAACUAUGAUGUUGGAAAAAGACCAAUUCCGGCAUCAGUUUUUUUGUUUGCUAAUAAUUACUCUUGGUUUGAACAUGGUUCUGUUCGUACACUUACAUUUAUUCAGGAGGCAAUUGAAGGAUUGGUGUUUAAAUGGGAAACUGAACAAAUAUACACAUAUGGACGAAUGGCUGGGUGUUUUCCACCUUAUGGAUUUAAGUCCACUGCUUACGAAAAUGAGCAUGAAUUACUCAGCAAUUUGCUUUUUAACAGAUCAAUGACUUUUCAUCCAGACAUUGCCAGCUAUGUCCAGCUUCGUCACGUUAAUGUUGAGUCUAUUGGAAAAGUGGUUCUAAAGAAUCAAUUUGUUUAUCAAGGUAUAAAUCUGAAAACACGUCAGCAAGUUGUAUGGGAUGAUCUUGUUCUUUUUAUGUUUGACUCUCAAUUUAACCCACGAAUUAAAAAAAAAACAAAUAAAGGCAAACCUCCAAUCAAACUAAGCUUGAGAACAACAAUGGGAGAACUAUGUCAAAGCUUGGUAAGCAAGGACUGUUUACACACGCUGGAAAUCUUUUACGAUCCACCACGAAAUACCAACGAAUGGGAUAUCAAUCACAACUUUACUGGAGCUUUUGAAGCCAUUUCAAAUGCGCGACAUAUUGCUAACAAAAUGGGAAUUGACUUUAGAGAUAGUCCAAGUGUGGAGAGCGAAGUUAACGCAUGGAUGGGACCAAAUUUUGUUACUGGAAGUCAAUGCGUUCAAAAUUUUAAUAUUGGUGAAUUCAAAAACUUGGAAAAAUUUUCCUUAUUUCCUUCCUCAAAAUUUUCCAGCUGGGAAUAUGGUGUUGUGUUUAACAGUGUUCGAGAAUUGAAAAAACUAAAGGAAGUUUCUUUUGUUAUUUACGACUUACGGUCUCUUCAUGUUCUUAGUACAAUGCUUCCUCCACAUCAAUAUACAAAGUGUUGCGUUACUAUUCCCGAGCUUAGAUCAAAUACUGAAAAUGAGAGAGAAGGACAGCAAGUUGCUGAUGGGCUUCGACAUCUUAGAGAUUUUUUUCGGAUUCCAGUUGAUGGCCUUGUUCGUGAAAUGCUUCACGUUGAAGGGGAUGAAAGAGCACCAAGACCUAGAGGCCGAAACCCUGCUGUUUUUCGUGAAAGAAGCAUAUCCCAGGACAGAGAGGCUUUGAGAGUUGAACAAGUAACUCACUUGAGAGUUGGUAUGCUUUCUUUUCAGCAGCUUAUUUCACUUUUUUCUCCAAUCUGCUUUCCCAACUUGAAGGAUCUUCGUAUGAAGCAAAUUGCAAACGAGUAUGAUCCAGUUAUGGUUCGUGACUUGCUUAUCCCCCCAGAUGACAAAGACCCUUGUAAAGUACGACCCGAGAUCUUGUGCCUUGAAUUUCGGUUCAUUUCAAGUCGUGCACUCGAGGGCAUGCACUAUGCACUUCCACACUUUAAUUAUGUUCGGUAUCUAUCGUUGUCGUUUAAAAUCAAAUGCAACUUGCCGUACUCUGCACAUAUUGAAUAUCAUAAAGAUGUUGUGGAAGUCCAAGUGCGCAACUUUUUAGCACGUGCACGUGAGCUUUCAAUCAAUGGAAAAACACAUGAAGAGGUUAUUUCAACGCUUGAAAAGGAGUUGUAUGAAGCUUCAUUGAAGAGAUAUCGCAAAGUCGGGUCAUCAAGCAAAAACCCAGAGGAUGAGCUUGACCCAGAAAUUGAGUUGGAUUAUAGUCAUUUUCCAAAUCAAAGUAGUGGAAAAGAGGCUGAAAAGAAGUACCGCCUAUCUGAUGCUGGCUUGCUAUUUUUGCUCAAAUGUCCAAGCGAAAAAAUUGAGUAUUUGUUUGAUACUUAUUUGCAGAGAUUAAUUGGUACUCAAAGAGGUAUUCCUUACUUUAUAUUGGGUAAUUUUUGUUACUGGGAAGUUUUAUUUAAUUCAAUUUCAGAAAUGAAGUGCUUGGAAUUUUUGGACCUUCCUGGCAAUGAGUGUGACAGGGUAUUGACUAGUUACCGCUUUUAUACUAUGGUUAAGGAACCAACGUGCAAAAUCAAACAAGUUACUUUUAAUAGUGCUUCGCCCCCUAUUUCAUUUAACCCCGUUUCUGAAGUUCGUCGAAAAAACGAUCCCUACAGCGGUGUUUCUACAGGGGAAAAACAUGUACUAGAGAUGAAGCAAAUUCAUUGCUUCAAUUCAGUUAUAAGUAGUGCAUAUUGUCGAUAUGGCCCUGUUGACUUUAAAAAUUUCAUAAAGGCAGUGGUGCGCCCACAAACUAGUGAGGUUCAGCCUAGAUGUCCAAUUUUGACUUCUUUUAAGACAUAUAUGAUUGAUAUCGAGGGAUGGCGUCAAAAGUAUUCGAGGAACUUGGUGGGGAAACACGGAAUGGACUACAAUUAUCGAUCUUAUGAUAAUUGUCGUGUCACUCAAAAUGGAUUUUCCCAUUCUACCUCGACAUCUCAAUCUCGUUUGUGCACUGUCAACGACUUUAACGAGCACACCUAUGAAGAGCUUGAAGAUGGGAUUGAAAACUUUCGGGGAUGGAUUUGGUAG